Molecule: messenger RNA, 2484 nt
Organism: Moesziomyces antarcticus
Lineage: Eukaryota; Fungi; Basidiomycota; Ustilaginomycetes; Ustilaginales; Ustilaginaceae
Product: 20S proteasome subunit
Exons: 8
Coding region: 1-2484 (827 amino acids)
Biological process (GO): ubiquitin-dependent protein catabolic process
Cellular component (GO): cytosol; proteasome core complex, alpha-subunit complex; nucleus
Molecular function (GO): GTP binding; GTPase activity
Source: RefSeq, a predicted model, not a curated record
AUGGCCGUGGGUGUCGAGCCGUCGAGAGAUGGACACUACAACACAGCCGAAGGCAGAUACCGCUUGCCCACGUCGGAUCUGAUGGUGGAUCUGUCGUGCGUCUACCGAUGCCGAGAGCCGCCCCAACGUCGCUGCGGAAGGAGCAACACUGCACCCGAGCUGCCAUGCGAGCAACAGGUGAAACCUGCACCUGGCCUCCUGCAGCAACGAGAUUCGCAACGGCGACGCGGUCGGAUGGCCAAAAAAUCGCUCGCGCCCUCGCGUCUCGGACCUGCAGCAACGCAGCGCCAAACCGCCGAAAGCGCAUCCGCCCGUGAAAUUGUUCCGGCUCGACCCUUUGCCUGCACAGGCAGCUUUAGCCUUGCAUGGCUGCACUUUGCACGAGCACCUUUGCUCUUGACGCUGAACCUCGACCUGCUUCACGGCUCCGCCAAACUGCUUGUCGGAGUCGCUCCCGAAACCCCACCAACGCUUCUUCUCGCAUCCGUGCCGAGUUCGAUUUGGUGUCCCGUGGGAGCGGCGCGCUUCCUCGCCUCCGAACUCGAGUUCCCACAAGCCUUUACUUUCUCCACGACGCUUGACGCUGAGCAUCGCUCGGCCACCACACAAACAUUCGGGACUUUCUAUCUCAAGCGAGAACAGUGGAUCCGCAACGCGAAGGAGCACAGCAUCAACCCCUCGCCCAUCUAUCAAAUUCACACUGCCAGCGACGCAGCACGUCGCAAGCCUUGCAUCGCCAACAUGAAGGAGGCACGCGUCGUCAUUAUGGGAGGCGGAGGAGUCGGCAAGUCGGCGCUGACCGUGCAGUUCGUGCGCAACGUGUUCGUGAGCACGUACGACCCGACGAUCGAGGACACAUAUCGCAAAAUGCUCGUCAUCGACGGCCAGCAGUGCAUGGUUGAAAUCCUGGACACGGCAGGCACCGAGCAGUUUCUGGCGCUAAAGGAGCUCUACAUCAAGUCCGGACAGGGCUUCAUCCUCGUCUUCUCGCUCACGUCGCUAGCCAGCGUCAACGAGCUCGGCCCCCUGCGCGAGGCGAUCGUACGCAUCAAGGACACCACCGCCAUCCCGCUCGUGCUGGUUGGCAACAAGUCGGAUCUGCGCGCCGAUCGUCAGGUGCCCAGAGAGGUCGGCACCAGUCUUUCGAAAGCAUGGGGCAACGUCCCCUUCUACGAGGCGUCGGCGCGCAAGCGCAUCAAUGUCGACGAGAUCUUCGCCGACGUCGUGCGCCAGAUUCGCGCUUUUCAAGCCAUCAAUUCCAGACCAGGCACCCGACCGGGCACCUCCUCGGGCGCCUCGGGCAAGCACGGCUUUGGCGCCAACGGCUCUUCCUCCCAUUCCGGCUCCAAGGACUCCAAACUCGCAGGCAGCAGCUUUGGCACCUCUUCCAAAGCGCGCGAUCGCAAAAAGGGCGUGCGCCUCCACUAUGCGGCUGCAGGUGCAAAGCAGCCCAGCAGUGCAGCAGGACAACGCGUCAAUCGGGGCAGGAGUGAUCGAGGCGCACCCGGCCACAGUGUGGAAAAUGCACAGACGUUGACGAAGCUUCGGCCCACACCAACACUCCCUACUCCACACCCCAACGCACCAUCCCUUGUCGGACCCUCGCACUUCUCCAUCCGCCAUCGCCAUCGCAGAAUCAGAACGGACGGCGAAGACCGGAAAGGUGGCAUCAUGUCGCGAAGGUACGAUUCGCGCACGACGACCUUCUCGCCCGAGGGUCGUCUAUACCAGGUGGAAUAUGCGAUGGAGGCCAUCUCGCAUGCAGGCACGGUGAUUGGCAUUCUGGCCAAGGACGGCAUCGUGCUUGCCGCCGAGAAGAAGGUGACGUCCAAGCUGCUCGAGCAGGACCAGUCGUCAGAGAAGAUCUUUACCGUGUCGGACAACGUCAUGGCUGGAGUGGCGGGCUACACGGCCGAUGCCAACUCGCUCGUCAACUAUGCGCGCAAUGCGGCCCAGCAGCACCUGGCGAGCUACGACGACGACAUGCCCGUCGAGCAGCUUGCACAGCGUCUGUGUGACUACAAGCAGGGGUACACGCAGUUUGGUGGUCUGCGUCCAUUUGGUGUGUCGAUCCUGUACGCCGGAUACGACGACCACCACCACUUCCAGCUCUACCACUCGGAUCCCUCGGGCAACUACUCUGGCUGGAAGGCCACGUGCAUCGGCAACAACAACGGCACCGCAACCUCGCUGCUCAAGCAGGACUACAAGGAUGACAUUGGCAUCCAGGAUGCCAUGGCCAUGGCGGUCAAGAUUCUGAGCAAGACCAUGGACUCGACGUCGCUCGACAGCGAAAAGCUCGAGUUUGCCACGCUCACGCUCAACCCCACCACGCACAAGCCGCAGACCAACAUCUUCAAGCCCAACGACAUUGACCGUCUUCUUCAGAAGCACGGCCUCGCAAAGCCAAAGGAUGCAGAGGAGGCGGCCGCACAGGCCACAGCGAGCGGCACAGACUCGAGCGCCAUGGCCGUCGAUGCAUAG